Entamoeba invadens IP1 is the source of this 318-nucleotide messenger RNA. RefSeq lists its product as hypothetical. The record is from RefSeq and is a predicted model, not a curated record. The transcript has a single exon. Bases 1 to 318 code for a protein of 105 amino acids. Lineage: Eukaryota; Evosea; Mastigamoebida; Endamoebidae.
AUGCUUUCAACGCGCCGCAAACAACCAGAGGAAAGUAUUAUUGAAAUUAAUAUCGACAAGGUCUUUGCAUACAAUGGAAUUACUAACCCCAAGAGUUAUUACACCGUUGAGACAGAUUCUGGUGGAUAUUUCAUUCAUUGUGAUACCAAAUCCAAUGAAGUGUAUGCUCUAUACUUCCAUCCAACACUUCGUCAUCAAGUCUCUGUCAAAGACAGUUGGGGGUGUAUUCACGUCGUCAGAGUCUCUCAACCGGGAUACUGGGCUGUUGCUCAUGCCAAGAAACGAUUUGCAAAAUUAAGUCCUGCUUAUUACCCAUAA